GGGUUGAGGCGGGAAAGCGGUCCUCUAUGUAGGUGAACUUUUGUGAUCCUGGCCUCCAUUUUGUCACUCUCCUUUCGCGGGUCGACGCAGAGCAGGGAAGAAAAAUGGGAUACUUGAAACAAAUCGAGGUCGAAAACUUCAAAUCAUGGCGAGGAAAGCAUACUUUAGGGCCAUUCAUGAGAUUCAACUGUAUUAUCGGCACGAAUGGAUCCGGGAAGUCCAACAUCAUGGACGCGCUAGGCUUCGUGCUGGGGGAGCGGGCCAGCUCCCUCCGGGUGAAGCAGACCAAGGACCUGGUCCACGGGGCCCACACCGGCAAGCCCGUCCCCGGCCCUGCUGGCGUGUCCAUGACCUACUGCGGGGACCACGACGAGGAGGAGAGGGUGUACUACCGCAAGAUCUCCGGCAACUCAUCAGAAUAUUAUGUGAACGGUGAACAUGUAACCCUGGCCAACUACAAGAAGGAUCUGGAGUCGAUCGGCGUUGUGACCAAAGCCCGGAACUGUCUGGUAUUCCAGGGGGCAGUGGAGUCCAUCGCCAUGGAGAGCCCCAAGGAAAGGACCAAGCUGUUUGAGCGUAUCAGCCAAUCAGACGAGUGCGUUGCCCAGUAUGAGACGAUGAGAGUGGCUCUGCAGAAGGCCAAAGAUGACACUCAGUUCCAGUUCUACAAGAAAAGGACAGCCACGGUGGAGAGGAAGCAGAUCUCCCAGGAGAAAUCGGAGGCCAAGAAGUACCAGGCACUGGUUGACAGUCUGACCCAGAACCGGCUGAGGCUCAUCCUCUUCGAGCUGUACCACAACGAGAAGGAAACCCGUAACCUGAUCUCCUCCCUGGGGGAGGAACAGCAGAGGUUGGCCGCCGAGAAGAGCUGCAUGGAGGAGUGCGAGGUCACCGUCAAGGCCCUCAAGAAGGAUCACGGACGGCUGAACAGGGAGCAGCUGGCAAUGGAGAAGGAGCUCCGUGCCGAGGAGCAGAGGCUGACCCAGGGUCAGUCCCAGUACAUCAGGGCCAAGGUGAACACCUCCCACCACGUGAAGAAGGCGGAGGAGGCCAGGGUAAGGCUGCAGAAGAUCCACCGGCUGAGGGCAAAGAGGGAGGCUGCCAUGGCGGAGGUCAGGCGGGAGAUGGAAGAGCUGGACGCUGCCUGGAGGCGCUGCGAGAGGGCCAUGCAGGAGGCAGGGGCCCCCAGGGGCCAGGACAUUCAGCUAGCGGAGGAGCAGGUGGCGCAGUACAGGCAUCUGAAGGAGCUGACUAGGACGCAGGGGGCCCUCCUCUGCCAGCAGACAGAGAAGCUCAGCUUGGAGCUGAAAGCGAACCACGAUAAGAUCAACCUGGACCAGAGCAAGCAGAAGAAAGUGGAGGCUGGCAUCAGGAACCAGCAGAGCCAGAUGGAGGAUUUGACACACAGGGCAGAGAAGCUGGAGGAGUACACCAAUGGCUGCAACGUGACCCUGAACCAGUACGCCCAGCUGGAGAGCAGCCUGAGCGAGGAGCUGGAGCAUGGCCGCCAGCGGAGCAAGGAGGUAGAGGAGGAGCUGGGUGCGGUGCUGGAGGAGCUGGGCCAUGCCCGACUGGACCACCAUGAGACCUGGCGCCAGCAGCAACGCAAGGAGGUUCUGGGGAACCUCUUACGACUUUACCCCGACACUGUGUACGGCCGCCUGGUGGAUCUGUGCAGCCCCAUCCACCGGAAGUACCAGCUGGCCGCCACCAAGGUGUUCGGUCGCUACCUGAACGCCAUCGUGGUGGCUUCGGAGAAGGCAGCCCGCAGCUGCAUCCACUACCUGAAAGAGGAGCGUGUCGAGGCCGAGACCUUCCUGCCCAUCGACUACCUGUCUGUGGCCCCCCUGAACGAGCGGCUGAGGGAGCUGAGGGGGGCUAAGAUGGUGGUUGACGUGGUGCGGUGUAACUCGGGGGCCGUCCCCGGGCUCAAGAAGGCGCUGCAGUUCGUCUGCGGCAACGCCGUGGUGUGUGAGACCCUCAGGGACGCCCGUAGCGUGGCCUUCGACGGGCCCCAGCGCAUCAAGACCGUCACUCUGGACGGCACCCUGUUCACCAAGUCAGGGGUCAUCUCCGGGGGGUCCAGUGACCUGCGCACCAAGGCCCGCUGUUGGGACGAGAAGGCCGUGAAGACGCUGAAGGACCGCAAGGACCAGCUGACGGCCGAGUUGCGCGGUUUGGUGAAGUCCAGAGCCAAGGAGUCUGAGCUGAAGGGGGUCCAAGUCCAGACUCAGGGGGUCCAGAUCCGCCUCAAGUACUCCAACAAAGAGCGAGAGUCCGUCCUCCAUGGGAAUAUCCCUCACUGCCGGGCGGAGGUCUCUAGCUUGGAGUGUGAGCUGGUCAACCUUAAAACUGAGAUUCAAGUGCAGCAGGAGAACAUGGAGGUGAAGGAGGUGGUGAUGAAGGAGAUGAAAGAUAAGAUGGACCAGCUGGAGGACCAGGUGUUCGAGGACUUCUGUGCACAGAUUGGAGUGGAGAACAUCAGGCAGUACGAACAAGGGCACCUGAAGCACCAGUCGGAGCUGGACAGGAAACGGCUGGAGUUUGAGGGCCAACGGGGCCGGCUGGCUGCCAAGCUUGAGUAUGAGGAGGAGCAGGCAGAGCAGCAGCAGAGGAAGCUCAGCCAGCUGGAGGAGACCAUGGCUAAGGAGGAGCUCACUGUGGCCCAGCAGGCCAAGGAGGAGAAGAGGCUUCUGGGUGCGGUGGAGCAGGGCCAGAACAAACUCCUGGACUUCAAGAACCACCUGCUGGCCAAGAAGGUCCAGAUUGGAGAGUCCAAGACCACCCUGGACAAGGCAACCAAGACCAUGCAGGAAGCCAGCAGGAAGCACACCAGGCAGCAGAGGGAGCUGGUGUCCAUUGAGACGCUCCUGGAGCAGCAUCGGAUAUUUAAACACAACAUGCUGAUUGACUGCAAGGUCCAGGCCCUGCCGCUGAUGCUGCUCUCAGGAGACCUCGGUGAUAUCAGCCGCGUGCAGCUGGAUUCAGAGUCGGAGAGUUCCGUCCUCACCAUGGAUAUCUAUGAAAGAGAGGCACAGAUGGUGAUCGAUUACGCCAGCCUGGGAUCAGAGCUCAAGCAUGUGAGUACGGAGCGUGACAUGCAGAACAAGAAGGACAUGCUGGAGGAGGACGUGAGCUCCAAAGAGAAGACGUUGAAGGCCACCAGCCAGCCAAACCUCAAAGCCCUGGAGCAGAUGAUGGAGGAGGACCGCUUCGAUGAGGUGGUCCGAGCCUUCAACUCCAGCUCCUCUGCGGCCAGGAAGAGCAGCCAGGAGUUUGAGCUGAUCAAAACCCAGCGCUUCCACCGCUUCAACCGCUGCUUCGAACACGUGGCCAUCGCCAUCGACCAGAUCUACAAGAGACUGUGCCGGAACACCAGCGCACAGGCCAUCCUGACUGCUGAGAACCUGGAGGAGCCCUACCUGGGGGGGAUCAACUACAACUGUGUGGCACCAGGGAAGAGGUUCAUGUCCAUGGACAACCUGUCUGGAGGGGAGAAGGCCAUCGCUGCCCUGGCACUGCUGUUCGCCAUUCACAGUUACCGACCCGCUCCCUUCUUCAUUCUGGACGAGGUGGACGCUGCUCUGGACAACACCAACAUCGGCAAGGUGACCAGCUAUAUCAGAGAGGAGUCCAGGGAGCGCAUGCAGAUCAUCGUCAUCUCCCUGAAGGAGGAGUUCUACUCCCGGGCCGACGCCCUGCUGGGGGUGUACCCCAAGUUCAAUGAGUGCAUGUGCAGCAACAAGAUGACCCUUGACCUGAGGCCAUACCCCCUGAAGCAGGAAGACCAGGAUGAGGAAGAGCGGUGGCGCCCAAGGCUAACCGUCCCUGUAGAUCCCUAGACCUCGGGUCGUGGUACCCCCUACACCGGUUCCCUGGUUCAGUUCAGGAUUUUGGUAUUAAGUUAAAGAAGGGUGGUUAUUGUUGUCUGGGGGUUUGACUCUGGGUUAAGGAGGUUGUUGUUCGAGGUUGCUCAACCGAGCCUUAGUGUGUCUGUAGGGUAUUUAGACAAUUGUUGCCAAAUUCAAUUGUUUGUUUUUAAUUAAAAACAUUUAUUUUGUGAGUUCGGUUCAUCUAUGACAUUUGCUAUCCAUUAGUAUAAGUCUUUCAUUUUUCAUUGUCAAUUGUGGCUAAUCAUUGCCAAUGUUUAAAAUAUCAAUGUUUUAUCUGUAUUAAAACAUUAGCAUAUUCACCUAUAAAAACAAAGGGCCUUUUUUUUCUUAUAUUAUUUAAUAUUUUUGGUCUUAUUUAACAUGUUUCAGAGUUGGGUCCAGAGAAUUCCCUUUAAAGGUACUUGACAUUCUCGGUUAAGGUUUUAGCUUACAGUUCUGCCUGGUGUUAAUAACUGUUAUUAAAUUGGAAAAGCUGCAA
Molecule: messenger RNA, 4371 nt
Organism: Gadus morhua (Atlantic cod)
Lineage: Eukaryota; Metazoa; Chordata; Actinopteri; Gadiformes; Gadidae
Gene: smc1b
Product: structural maintenance of chromosomes 1B
Exons: 25
Coding region: 105-3842 (1245 amino acids)
Biological process (GO): sister chromatid cohesion
Cellular component (GO): chromosome; nucleus; meiotic cohesin complex
Molecular function (GO): ATP binding; DNA binding; ATP hydrolysis activity
Source: RefSeq, a predicted model, not a curated record